CUCGACUUUUUCCUCUUUCCAUCUCCAACCAUCUCUGCAAGCCUCUGCUGUUCUGCAUCAUUCCAACUGCUCGUCUCUGCUGUAUCACGGCCACAGAGAACCUCGACCCUUACGCACGCUCUCCGUCUCGCAUCAUCACCAAGCCAGCUCUUUUUGUUUCGCCUUUCCGAAGCUACCCCUCAUCAGCUCUACGGCUGCUUCACGCGCCAUCUUGAAGCUUCACUUCGUCGUCAUCGCCCGUGUUUGCCCGACGUCACAACCCCUCAGCUGCCGGCCAUUUGCUGCUCGAUAGCAGUUGAUCCUACGAUAUGGCUCCUCCUCCGCCAAACCCCAAUCUUCCGCUCAAGGAGCGAUUCUUGGCUCUGGCCCAGACUCUGCAGUUCGCCUGGUUUGUCGGGCACCUGACCCUUCUCCUCACCACCACUCGAUAUGCCCUGUCAUGGCUGUUCAUGAACUACUACAGCGGCAUGGCCCAGUUCUCCUACCGGACAUCGUUUGUGGCCGCGGCUCUCACGUAUGGCAUCGUCGUGUACAAGACGCAGCGCGCCCGCGCAAAGACCGGAACCAGGGCGCCCAACGGCGUCAUCGGCCUUCUCGCUGAUGAGAACGUCCAGUAUCUGGCCAUGGCCCUUGUCUGGCUCUUCUCUCCUCAGUAUCCUCUCGCCUUGCUUCCUUACUCGGUCUACUCCGUGUUCCACGUGGCCACGUACUCCCGCCAGAACCUGAUUCCCGUCUUCCACCCUCCUCCGCCGGCUACCGAUGGCGUGUCGCAGCCCAAGGUCAACAACCCGCUCGCGAACAAGAUUGGAAACUUUGUCAAGGAGUACUACGACUUCUCUAUGACGGUUGUCGCGUACCUUGAGAUUAGUCUGUGGGCUCGAGUGUUGCUGUCUGCCAUCCUCUUCCAGCGUAGGUCGUGGAUCCUGCUUGGCCUGUACACCAUCUUCAUCCGAGCUCGCUACGCCCAGAGCACCCACGUCCAGUCGUCUUUGGCUCACGUCUCUUCCCGGGCCGAGCACUUUGUUUCCGCCCAGGGCACCCCGCCUCAGCUCAAGCAAGCGUGGGACAUUGUCAAGGGCAUUGCCAGCAAAUUCCACGAUGCGACCGAGAUCAGCAGGUACACGGGUGCUGGCCCUGCCAAGAAGACCUCAUAAAUGUCCAACUCGUUCUUGCGAGGAAUUUUCCCGCGAUUGCUUUGUCGAAACGGAACGAUACGUGGCGUGCUACAUGCGGUGCUUUUAGCGUUGGGGAAAGAUGGAAAUUGGCAACCCUGUCAUGACAGCCUCUGGAGGACGGGCUGGUAAACAGUCUGUGGCAGCUGCUUGCCUUGAUACGACAAAGGCAUGAUGGAGCCUCGCCCUUUCGACGUUGAAGGUGAUGCUUAUUGACCGGAGUCGAACACGGGCCAUUUGAUGAUCUCGGAACCAACUCUGGUCCGCUGCAGGAUGAAUUUGACCGACUGUUUGGAGCGACUGGAACAUGAUGGAGAGAGCAUGCUUCUCGUGGGUAUACUAUAUGGGUUGAUAUGGCUGGAUGUGGCUAUAUGGAUGGGGAAGCUGGACGUGGAAUGGGUGCGCAGUGGGAAUCAUCUUUCUUGUUGUGUGUGCUGGCGGUGAUUGAGCUUUUGUGAGGUCGAGCAUUAU
This is a messenger RNA of Trichoderma reesei QM6a, 1643 nucleotides long. Its product is annotated as ER membrane protein. Lineage: Eukaryota; Fungi; Ascomycota; Sordariomycetes; Hypocreales; Hypocreaceae. The coding region runs from base 309 to 1154 and encodes 281 amino acids. Gene Ontology annotation, cellular component: membrane; endoplasmic reticulum. The record is from RefSeq and is a predicted model, not a curated record. Gene Ontology annotation, biological process: endoplasmic reticulum tubular network organization; membrane organization. The transcript has 4 exons.